Messenger RNA from Phytophthora nicotianae INRA-310, 848 nucleotides. RefSeq lists its product as hypothetical. The transcript has a single exon. The record is from RefSeq and is a predicted model, not a curated record. The coding region runs from base 400 to 747 and encodes 115 amino acids. Lineage: Eukaryota; Oomycota; Peronosporomycetes; Peronosporales; Peronosporaceae.
AAAGUGCGAAUAGUACCUUGACUUGAAGCAGAUGGCUACAUUUGCGCAAUUUUCCGCAAGCCUGCUGCUUAAGAUGUAGUCGUGGGGUGCGAAAUGGGGACGAAAGCCUACACUGUCAGCACCAGAGCAUCGCCUGCUCGGUGACAAGCCUUGCCUGGCAAAGCGUGUUGAAAUUGUCCUUGGUGGACUAAUCGGUGAUUCGCUGGUCGAAGAACGAGCAGAGACGUUAAACCCGCUAUCACUCCUACCACGGGUAGGCUACCAGUAGGCUACUGGCAGUAGCAUCAAAAGCGACUCCAUCUUUGCUCAAGUUCAAUGAAGAGAGGACCACUGCGAACCUGGUCUGGGCGGUUCAUUUCUUAAUUCGCUUUACCAGACACAACAGCUCUACCAACGACCAUGGGCAUUGCCUCGACCGUCACGCAGGAGCAUGUGGAUAUUGUGAAGAAGUAUGUCGCACUGCGUCUCGAGAAGCGCACCAAGGAGACUCUCCAACUUGUGAGUGACGACAUCCAGUUCUACAGCCAACGAGACGGCAGCUACCAGGGCAAAGAGCAGUUCCAAGAGUACCUGGAGAAGACCAAGAUCGAAGGCAAAUGGGAGCCACCGGCCAUCGAGGACGGCGACGACGAGCACGUGGUUGUGCGCGGGGUGGUCAAGAUCUUCUACAUCCCCAUCUCGGUCAAGUCGACCUUCUCCUUCAACGACGAGGGCCGCAUCUGCAACAUCCACACUGGCAAGGCGUAGUUGACGAACUUGGUUCGUUCAAUGUAGCCAUCUCUGUCCUUCGGGUUUUACCGUAGUUUCUCUCUUUUUUUUUAAUAAGUUUCUUCUUGUUCAAAAAUCGU